AUGUUGAAGGAAAAAAAUGGUGACACCAGCAACAACUGGGCUCGUAUAUGCGACACGUGCCAAUCCGCAGUGUGCACGGUGUACUGCCGGGCUGACGCGGCCUACUUGUGCACCGGCUGCGACGCCCGCAUCCACGCUGCCAACCGGGUGGCUUCGCGGCAUGAGCGCGUGUGGGUGUGUGAAGCCUGUGAACGUGCUCCGGCCGCCUUUUUAUGCAAAGCUGAUGCCGCGUCCCUCUGCACCACCUGUGAUGCUGACAUCCACUCGGCCAACCCACUAGCACGCCGCCACCAACGCGUCCCCAUUUUGCCGAUACCUGGCUCACUCCACGGCCCCUCUGCCGCCACCCCAAGUUCUUUAAUAAUAUCUCCAACUGGGGAUGCCGAUGCCGAUGCCGAUGCUGAUACUGAUACCUAUGACGAUGAAGAAACAGCUUCAUGGUUAUUGCUAAACCCUGUCAAGAAUAGUGAAAAUGAAAGGAACAAUGAAGUUGAUGAUUAUUUAGACCUUAAUGAGUACAAUUCAUGUCAAGAAAUUCACUUCACUGAUGAUCAGUACAACAAUCAGAAGCAACAAUACAAUGUUCCUGAUGAUGAUCAAAAAAUGUACAGUGGUGAUAGUGUUGUGCCAGUUCAGUAUGGAUCAAAGGGUAAAGAAGAGCUGUUUGAUCUAAACAGUUUUCAAUUAGGGUUGGAGUAUGAUGUCUCCAAUGCUGGCUAUGGCUAUCCAGCCAUGGAUGUUGGAGUUGUACCAGAAUCAAGAUUGAGUGAAGUUUCUUCAUCAGUCUCCCAGCAAAGACCCUCAAAAGACACAGUUGAUCUUUACUCAAGUCCACCUAUCCAAAUGCCAACACAACUUUCUGCCAUGGACCGAGAGGCCCGAGUCUUAAGGUACCGGGAGAAGAAGAAGAUGAGGAAGUUCGAGAAGACAAUUAGAUAUGCAUCGAGGAAGGCCUAUGCAGAAACCCGACCCCGGAUCAAAGGUCGAUUUGCAAAAAGAACAGAUGUUGAUCAAAUGUUCUGUACAAGUCUAAUAGUUGAUAGUAAUGGAUAUGGCAUGUCACCUCAGGUAAUGGCAGCUAGGAGUUCAAAUGUAAGACUUCGAAGCACUCAACAAAAGUGCAUCAAGAUCGAACUACGGGAUAUUCACUUUGAAAUACAUAAACUUUUUGCAAAUGAAGAUGGAUGUAUGCAAUUCACUUGA
Messenger RNA from Fraxinus pennsylvanica, 1203 nucleotides. Lineage: Eukaryota; Viridiplantae; Streptophyta; Magnoliopsida; Lamiales; Oleaceae. The record is from the annotation of a GenBank genome assembly.